AAACAUUUAUGAACAAAUGAAAAAUGUUGCAGUAAAAAAUAAAAAACCAUUAUAUUUACAGAAAGCAGAAAAAUGGUAUGAAAAAUCUCUUAAAUUAGAAGAUAGUCAAUCUGCAUAUCAACUUGGAUUACUUUAUGAAAGCAAUUUUUAUGAAAGUAUGAACGUUGAUAAAUUUAAAGAAAAUAAAAAUAAAGCGGAGAAUUUGUUUGAAAAGGCCGUUCAAUUUGAUAAUGAUAAUUUGUACGCAAAAGCAAAACUUGGAAGAAUUUUAAUUAAUAAUAAAAAAGAUGUGAAUAGAGGGUUUAAAAUAUUGGAAGUUGCAGCA
Messenger RNA from Rhizophagus irregularis DAOM 181602=DAOM 197198, 325 nucleotides. The record is from RefSeq and is a predicted model, not a curated record. Lineage: Eukaryota; Fungi; Glomeromycota; Glomeromycetes; Glomerales; Glomeraceae.